AUGUCUUCAAUUCUUGAAAGAACCCAAAAACUUGUCGAUAUUAUUCAACAACAAGCCCAUGUUUGUGACGUUGAAACCAUACGUAAAAAAUUGCUAAGAAUAAUCGAAGAUGGCCUCACGAACCUGCAUAUAAUUUGUGAUUUCGAUGGAACGAUAACACGUCAUUUUAAUUCGAAAGGCGAACGUAACCCGGCCUCUCACACACUGUUAUCAAGAAGUUCUCGUUUUACACGCGAAUAUAAAAUCGAGGUCCAGAAACGAUUUGACCAUUAUUAUCCUAUCGAGAUGAGUACGACGAUGACCAAAGAAGAAAAAACACCUUACAUGGUUGAAUGGUGGAAUCAAGCUCAUGAACUUCUGGUGGGACAAAAAAUCAAUAAAGAUGACAUAAAAGGUAUGGUGGCAGAAACCGAGGUAGAAAUGAGGCCAGGAUUGGAUGCAUUGAUCAAUAAAUGCAAGGACAAAAACAUUCCAUUCUUAGUAUUCUCGGCAGGACUUGGCGAUGUGAUCGAGCAAGUUCUCAUAUCGAAAAACCUUUUUCAUCCUGACAACAUGCACAUUGUUUCCAAUCAAAUGGGAUUCAAUGAAGAGACAGGAAUAUGCGAUCACUUUAAAGAACCAAUGAUUCACGUAUUCAACAAAAGUGAAGUCAUGAUCAAGGAUACUCCCUAUUACACCACCAUCAAGAAUCGUGGAAACGUCAUUCUACUUGGUGACUCCAUUGGUGACUUACAAAUGGCCGCCGGAAUUCAUCAUGACACUUGUUUGGCAAUUGGUUUCUUAAACAGUGCAAUUAGCGAAAAUUUAGAUACAUAUUCGAAAGUAUUUGACAUUGUGGUGUUGGGAGAUGGUCCAAUGGAUGUUGCUAAUCUAAUCAUAAAAUCUUCUAAUGGGUAUGCAUGA
This is a messenger RNA of Acaulospora colombiana, 903 nucleotides long. Lineage: Eukaryota; Fungi; Glomeromycota; Glomeromycetes; Diversisporales; Acaulosporaceae. The record is from the annotation of a GenBank genome assembly.